Pangasianodon hypophthalmus (striped catfish) is the source of this 2398-nucleotide messenger RNA. RefSeq names its product glutamate-rich WD repeat containing 1 (gene grwd1). The record is from RefSeq and is a predicted model, not a curated record. The transcript has 7 exons. Gene Ontology annotation, molecular function: protein binding. Bases 39 to 1394 code for a protein of 451 amino acids. NCBI's taxonomy places the organism in Eukaryota, Metazoa, Chordata, Actinopteri, Siluriformes, Pangasiidae.
CGGAAGUGCGCCCUGGGCUGCUUCUUUGAGUUCUCAAAAUGGCUGCGCCCGAUGAAAACACGCUUCUUCGUGAAGAUGAAGAAGUUGAAGAGAUGGAAGCGGGUGAUAGUGAUGAAGAUGAGAUGGAGGAGGAAGGACAGGGGGAAGAAGGCGGGGAGAGUAAAGUGUAUGUGCCUGGCGUUCAGCCGCUUCAGCCGGGAGAAGAGCUAGAGAUGGACCGCUCGGCUUACCGCAUGUAUCACGAGUGCCAGACAGGUGCCCCUUGUCUGAGUUUUGAUGUAUUACGUGAUGCUGAAGGAGAAGGAAGAGAGACGUUUCCCUUGUCCAUGCUGCUGUGUGCAGGUACCCAAGCAGAUACAGCUCUCAGUAACAGACUCAUUGUGAUGCGCAUGCACAACCUGUAUGGCACUGAAAAAGAGAAUGAGGAGGAGGAGGAGAGCAGUGAUGAGAGUGAUGAAGAUGAGGAUGAUGAGGAGAAGAAGCCACAGAUGGAGUUGGCCAUGGUGACCCAUUAUGGAGGAAUAAAUAGAGUCAGAGUGACCCAGAUUGGUGAGCAGUCAUUGGCUGCUGUCUGGUGUGAGAAAGGUCAGGUGGAAAUUUUUGAUCUUCGGCCACAGCUGGAAGCAGUUCACAGCUCUACUGCCAUGACAGCGUUCGUUAAACAGCAUAAGGAGGCCACACCUUUGUUCAGUUUCUCAGGUCACAUGACAGAAGGCUUUGCCAUCGACUGGUCUCCUAAAGUACCAGGCCGGCUUGUGAGUGGAGACUGCAAGAAGAACAUUCACGUGUGGGAGCCUCGAGAGGGUGGAACUUCCUGGCAGAUUGACCAGCGGCCUUUUAGCUCUCAUACCAAGUCUGUGGAGGACCUCCAGUGGUCACCUACUGAAGCAACAGUUUUUGCCUCCUGCUCAGUGGAUCAGUCCAUUCGCAUUUGGGAUAUCAGAGCUCCUCCAAAAUCAAUGCUCUCAGCCAAUGAAGCUCACUCAUCAGACGUCAACGUCAUCAGCUGGAAUCGGACUGAACCAUUCCUGUUAUCUGGAGGGGAUGAUGGGCUUCUGAAAGUGUGGGACUUGAGGCAGUUCCAGUCUGGGCAUCCAGUGGCCAGCUUCAAGCAACACACUGCUCCUAUCACAUCAGUGGAAUGGAGUCCCGUCGACUCCAGCGUGUUUGCCGCCUCUGGGGCAGACGAUGUCAUCAGCCAGUGGGAUCUGUCGGUGGAGUCAUGUGACAUGGGAGAGCAGGCUGACAGCUUAAAGAAGCUCCCGCCACAGCUGCUGUUCUUGCAUCAGGGCCAGACAGAGGUCAAGGAGCUCCACUGGCACCCACAGAUCCACGGAACUCUCAUCUCCACUGCGCUGUCAGGAUUCAAUGUGUUCAGGACUAUUUCAGUGUAAAAGGGAAAGAAGUGUAUGUGUGCUUUUGUGCCUUAUGACAAUAGUAGAAAUAUGUUAAAUACCAUCAUCAUGGCAGUGAUCAAGGUUUUUCUUUUUGACUGAUCACUACACUUGUUUCUAGAUCCUCUGGAAUUUGUUUAAAAUAUAGGCAACACAGAAAAUGGCGCACUCAGCUGGUACUCUAGGUGACAGGCAGCCAGUGCAAACACAGCUGUGUGUCCUAGUUUUGAAGUUCAGUGCUACACUGCUCAUCAACAUGUUGAAAAAUGUCUUUAUCCUUUUAUUAUUCCAUGAGUGAAUGCUAUUAUCUCAAGUCAUAUUUUGUAUUAAUGUUUCUGGAGUCUUCUAUGUGUACUUAGAAUCAGUUCCUUAUUGGUGCAAGUUCGAAUGCAGACGCUGAUGCUGCUACAGCCACCCGUGGCAGGGAGUCCAAGAGAGCGAAAUUACCCAUUACUCUCUCCUGUCAGUCUGAGAGACAGUAGCCAAUUGUAGACUUCUGUAUGUAACUCAUGUAUGUAAAAGAGGGUAUUUAGCGCUUUCCUUCAAGUGUGUUUACCCUCUAAUGUAGCAUGAGUAGCAGUUUGAAAAGAUGUGGUGGCUGGCUUCAUGUCUCUCUAAGGACACCAUGCUAGCCCUGACCCUCCUCGGCUGGUAGUGACUGUAUUAUAGGGGAGAGCUAGCUAGCAGAUGGAAAUUGGCAGAUGACCAAAUUUGGAGAAAAUGGUAUAAAAUAAAAUAAAAUUUAAAAAAAAGAAUUAUUUUACAUAUUUUGGUUGUAACAGAUGCUGUUUAAGAUGAGCGAGACAGUGCAACAAGCAGCCCUCAUCUGUCACUGCUUGAUUCAGAAGCUCAUACUCAUGUAUGAAACUCUUAAAGACAUUACUUUUAUCCUUAACUCUGAAAUUGUGUUAAGAACAACUGAAAUUAAAUGUCUUUUCUGUCAUAAUAUUCUUGCAAGGCCUCAUCUUCAUGGACACAAAUAAAUGACCUUGACUGCUACAAAA